AGAUCUCGCGGUGGAAGAUGUUAUUCCGGACCUUUUUUGCAGCGAUUUUGCAGCCGAAGAUUCCGACCCGGGCUAAAAACAAUAGAUUCCGACGUUUAACGGAUCCGAAAAAUGGCGAGAGGAUUGCUACGCAAACUUGCCGGAAGAUCGCUUUCCCUCGCCGGGAAAUGGCAACAACAACAGCUUCGCCGCCUCAACAUCCAUGAAUACCAAGGUGCUGAGUUGAUGGGGAAGCAUGGGAUCAAUGUCCCACGGGGUGUAGCCAUUGGCUCCAUUGGAGAGGUGAAGAAGGCAAUUCAGGAAUUUUUCCCCAAUCAAAAUGAGGUUGUUGUGAAAUCUCAAGUGCUUGCUGGUGGACGGGGCUUGGGAACAUUCAAAAAUGGAUUUCAAGGUGGUGUUCAUAUCGCGAAGGCUGAUCAAGCUGAAGAUGUAGCAGGAAAGAUGCUAGGGCAGAUACUUGUUACUAAACAAACUGGAUCCCAAGGGAAAAUUGUCAGCAAGGUUUAUCUGUGUGAGAAACUGUCACUAGUCAAUGAGAUGUACUUCUCCAUUAUUCUUGAUCGUGCAACUGCUGGUCCUCUUAUAAUUGCCUGCAGAAAGGGAGGAACAAGUAUUGAGGACCUGGCUGAAAAGUUCCCUGAUAUGAUUAUAAAGGUACCCAUUGAUGUUUUUAAAGGCAUCACAGACAGUGAUGCAGCAAAGGUUGUUGAUGGUUUGGCCCCUAAGGUUGCUGACAGAAACGAUUCAAUUGAACAAGUGAAGAAGUUGUACACUCUUUUUUGUCAAUGUGACUGCACAUUAUUGGAGAUCAAUCCUCUUGCCGAAACAUCUGAUAAAAAGUUAGUAGCUGCUGAUGCAAAAAUGAAUUUUGACGAUAAUGCUGCUUACCGCCAAAAGGAAUUAUUUUCCCUACGUGAUUCAUCACAAGAGGAUCCCCGUGAGGUUGCAGCUGCAAAAGCUGACUUGAAUUACAUUGGCUUAGAUGGCGAAAUUGGUUGCAUGGUAAAUGGUGCUGGGCUGGUGAUGGCUACCAUGGACAUAAUUAAACUACAUGGUGGAACUCCAGCCAAUUUCCUUGAUGUUGGCGGGAAUGCCAGUGAAGGCCAGGUUGUGGAGGCUUUUAAAAUCUUGACCUCAGAUGACAAGGUGAAAGCAAUUAUGGUAAACAUAUUUGGAGGAAUCAUGAAAUGUGAUGUAAUAGCCAGUGGAAUUGUGAAUGCGGCAAAACAGGUUCAACUGAAAGUACCAGUAGUUGUUCGUCUUGAAGGAACUAAUGUGGACCAAGGCAAGAGGAUUCUCAAGGAAAGUGGCAUGAAUCUCAUCACUGCAGAAGAUCUCGAUGAUGCAGCCGAGAAAGCAGUUAAAGCAGCCACAAGUAGUUAAAUAUAUCUCAUUGGUUUUUCAUUGGCUUAUUGCCGGGUGAGUGAUUAAAUGUCUGAAUUCAUACCAAGAACAAGUGCAACUUAGGAACGUAGUACUUCCUAUCUAAAAGAGUCCUAUGUCGGUUUACGAUGUUUGACCGAAUUUAUUUUCAAUUCAAUAUAUUUAAAAAUUGGUU
Messenger RNA from Cuscuta campestris, 1558 nucleotides. NCBI's taxonomy places the organism in Eukaryota, Viridiplantae, Streptophyta, Magnoliopsida, Solanales, Convolvulaceae. The record is from the annotation of a GenBank genome assembly.